Molecule: messenger RNA, 1668 nt
Organism: Psylliodes chrysocephalus
Lineage: Eukaryota; Metazoa; Arthropoda; Insecta; Coleoptera; Chrysomelidae
Source: the annotation of a GenBank genome assembly
AUGGCCCCUAUAAAGAAACAAAAAGACAAGGUUACUGAUGAACGGAGCGAAAAGGUAAAGCUGAAUAUGAGGCGGAUGAGGGAGCGUAUUCGGAACAAUCCCGAAAUGUAUGAAGAGUACAAAAGGAAAGAACGGGAAAGGUACCAUAAACGGAAACAAGAGGGAAAAAUAAAGCUAAUCGAGGAUUCAACUGAAAGAGAAAAAAGAAGUAAGCGCAAACUAUGGAGGGAGAGUUCCAAGAAGCAUCGUGAGGGACGUAGAAUAAUUCAGAAUAUUAUUAAAGCCGACACACCUCCACCUAGUCCAGUACCGCCAGGAGAAGGAGAAGGAAAUAACCAAGUUCACUACAAUCCAGGAACAAGCAAACAAUUUCAACAGGGGAAAAAGCAAUCUAGAAAACAUAAAAGAGAACUGUUGAAAAAAAUUGAAAAAUUACAAAAAAGUAAUGAAGCACUUAAAAAAAAGGUGGAGAAAUAUAAAAAACGUGCACACAGAGUUAAUAAAAAGCACAAGGUUACCGAUCCGGAUAGUCCUGGUGCCAAAGUUUAUGAAUUGUUAAAAAAUCCUAACGUUAAGCAGGAAGAAAUAAAAAAGAAAUUACUCUUGGGGGAAGUAAUUACAAAACAAGUUCAAGAAAAUUUGCAAGGGGAGCAGUCGUUAGAAGGAAAAAGAAAAGUUUUAAAAGCAGUAUCUGGAAGACUUAUGAAAAAAUACAGGUUUCUUAAUGGUUUAUCAACAAUGUCUCCAAAAUUAUGUAAGUCGAAGAUAUUACCGAAGAAGAGAAAACUUAUUAAGUCUACACUGCGAAAAACUAUUCAAGUGUUUUUAGAAAGAGAUGAAAAUAGCCGGAUGAUGCCAGGAAAAAAAGAUACCAUAACUAGAUUUAAUUGCAAAAAACAAAAAAGGUAUUUGAACGACUCCUUACAAAUUAUCCAUGACAAGUUUAUAAAAGCAUAUCCACAUUAUGAAAAGUUAAGCUAUCCCGAAUUCUGUAAAAAUAGACCAUUUUGGGUUCUUAUAUCUAAUGUGCGAAUUAGAGAAACAUGUCUUUGCAUGCAGCAUGAAAAUAUGUCACUAAUCGUCAGUAAAUUAAGAUUACUGCAUAUCAUAAACGAGUCUUCUCCGGAUCAAUUAUGCAAGAAGCUUUGUUGUUGCGAUGGGCUUCUAGGAGAAAAGUGUUUAGAUCGCACAUGUGAAGGUUGUAAAGACAGACACAUCAAUGUGAACGACUUUAAUGAAGAAGAGGAUAUUACUUACAAGAUAUGGAAAACGCAGAAAGUCAAAAUAGUUGUAAGAGGAAAAGAAAAAGAAUGCCAAAAAACAAUUAAAGAGGAGAUAAGAUCUACAAAGGGUUUAUUAAUGGAAAAGCUCAAAGAAAACCUACCCAAGUAUAUGCUACACUUAAGAAAUAUAAUACAUCAAUAUCGUGCUCUUGAUGAUGUGAAAAAAAAUCUGUCUGUCAACGAAAUAUUGAUACAUCUUGAUUUUUCGGAGAAUUAUAAUUGUAAAUAUGGACAGGAAGUCCAGUCAGCCCAUUUCGGUGGCUCCAAGCCGCAAAUUUCUCUCCACACUGUUUUCGUUUACAAGGGAACCAUUGAAGGCGAUUUACCGGAUCACAAUUACUGCACAAUUUCAAAAAAUUUACGUCAUGACCCUUCAGCCAUAUGA